Messenger RNA from Tetrahymena thermophila SB210, 825 nucleotides. RefSeq names its product TLC domain protein. Gene Ontology annotation, cellular component: membrane. Lineage: Eukaryota; Ciliophora; Oligohymenophorea; Hymenostomatida; Tetrahymenidae. The record is from RefSeq and is a predicted model, not a curated record. The transcript has 3 exons.
AUGGAUUAUUUAGAUAUCCCUUUUAGACACUUAGAUCUCGUAUCUAACUAGAUCGAUCAACUCAAAUUCCUUGCUUAUGGAGUUGUUUUCUGGUUCACUCUCUUUUAUAUAGUUAACGAAACUGUUAAGUUUAAGAGUUUAGAUAAGCGUAAAAGUGACGAUACUAAGAAUAGAAUUAUUUCUAUUAUCCAUGGAUUAGGAUGUUUUAUCUACUCAUUGAGAUGGAUAUUGAAAGAUGAUCCUUAAUUUGGCACUUUAAAUACUAAUUACUAGAUGGGUACAAUUAUAGGUUCUUCAGCUUACUUCUUAUAUGAUAGUAUAGCUUGUUUCUAUUAUGGCUUACUUGAUUUUGGUUGUUUUGCACAUCACACUAUGGUCUUGCUUGGAUAUGGAAGCUGUGUUUUUUAGCAUUAUGGUGCUACCGAAGCUUUAUUGGGAUUGUUUUUCGCAGAAGUCUCUAAUUUCCCUAUGCAUGCAAGAGUCAUAUUGAGAAGCUUUAACCUAAGAUAUACCAAAAUAUAUGAAGUUCUUGAGCUUGUUUACAUGGUUUCCUAUAUUAUCGCUCGUUCAAUUAUGAUUCCCUUUGCAUUAUGGAUUCACUGUAUAUAAGCUGAAAAGUGCCCCUUUAUUGUUAAGUUUAUAUGUACAGGUUUAACUGUUCAAUCCUUGUAUUACAUUAAAGAAAUGUAUGGAAUACUUUUAAGAAAAUUCAAGCAACUCAAAGAAAGAAAAUAAAAGAAAAUCUCUUAUUUCUGGUUUUCAGAAAAUGCUAAAGUUAAGGAUUUAUCUUAUGCAAAUAAAGAAGCAAAGCAAAAUAUUUUCUGA